AAUUUUUUGGGUUUUUGUGAGAUUUGGUUGAUGAUCAAAUUGAUAAAUUAUUAAUUUAGUAAAUUAAUUAUUCUUAUUUAUUUUUAUUAACGACGACAAUUAAUUUAUUGUGUGUGAUAUUCAAAUUGGUUGACUGUUGUUGUGACUUUAAAUUUGUUUGACUGGUAAAAUACUAUAAAAAAAGGAGAAAGAACAAGACAAAUUAAUCUUUUAUCUAUAAAAAUGGCUUGUUAUGUUCAGGUUUGUGAGAAUGAAACAUCUGAGCCUAUUGAAUUACCUAUUCAAGAAGAUGGAACCAUGCUGUUGACAACUUUAACUUCUCAAUUUCCCGGUGCCUCCGGGUUAAGAUAUCGAAAUGAGGAGACUGGUACGAUGAGAGCUGUGAGUUUGGUUGAUAAUAAGUUUCAAGCUCCUGAUAAGGGAUGGUCGAAAAUUUCAGUUUACUAUGUUGUCUUUCCUAAAGGUGAUAACAAAAGAAAGAAUGAUGAUGUUUCUGAUGAAGAGUCAAGUGUGAGGAAAAAGGCUACCAAAUGUACUGAUCUGAUUGUGCUUGGUUUACCGUGGAAAACAUCUGAGACUGAGUUGAGAGAAUAUUUUGAACAAUUUGGUGAGCUUUUAAUGGCUCAAAUUAAAAAAGAUCCUGAAACUGGUCUUUCCAAAGGAUUUGGUUUUAUUAGAUUUGCCGAUUAUGAUACCCAAAGGCAGGUUAUAACCAAACGUCACAGUAUCGGUGGACGUUGGUGUGAUGUGCGAGUUCCGUUGUCGAAAGGUGAUGCUUACAGUACAGAGUAUGAUCGCAAGAUUUUUGUUGGUCGUUUGACAGAGGAUAUUUCAAUUGAUGAUUUGCGUGAAUAUUUCUCCAAAUUUGGUGAUAUUACUGAUGUUUUUAUACCAAGGCCAUUCCGAGCAUUUGCUUUCGUUACUUAUGAGUCGGAAGUUUCCCAGAAUAUCUGUGGAGAUCAUAUUGUGAAAGGUGUCUCCCUGCAUGUCAGUAAUGCUGUGCCAAAAAGUGAGAUGAGCUCAAACCGACCCUAUGUUAAUCAUAAUCAUAAUCAUUUCAAUCCCUAUGGUCAAGCUAAUUCUAUGGGUGGAGGCGGUGGUGGUGGUGGUAAAAUGAACCACCAUGGUGGAGGUUUACCACCAAUGAGUAAUCCCACCUCUCGUUACUCCCAUCAACCCUAUUAUUCAUCUUAUGCUGCUCGCCGAGCAACCUAUGGAUCCCAACCUUUACCCCGAAGACUCGAUUAAGAGAAGAGAGAAAAGAGAAAAUAAUUGAAUCGGUCAAACAGACAAAACAAUCAUGAACCCACCCAAUUACCAAUUUCUCUCCCACCCUUACACAACCACCACACAUCCAACAACAAGAAAGACAUUUCAUUUACCACCUCAUCAUCUUUUCCCUUUUCGCAACUCAUUCAAAAAUUUUCUAUUUCCUCUCUUUUCUUUUUUUCCCAAUAAUCGCUCAUCUCUCUUUCUCUCUCUUCCCUCCCUUGACCAUUGUCCAGUUUUGCAUCCAUUGUAACCGAUUUUUUCGACAUUUUUUUCCACAUUCAUAUUUAAUUGUUCCCCUCGUAAUCAUCCAUUGAUACCCCAAAAACGAUUUCAACAACAACAAUCUACUCACUUUUGCCCUUUAAACUCUAUGACCUUUUUUUUCUUGAUGAAAUAAUUAUUAUUAUCUCAAUUUCCCUUUAAAUUGUAACUGACCAAAGGGCACCAACAACACACACAUUAUAUAAUAUUUA
This is a messenger RNA of Panonychus citri (citrus red mite), 1745 nucleotides long. Its product is annotated as TAR DNA-binding protein 43-like. Lineage: Eukaryota; Metazoa; Arthropoda; Arachnida; Trombidiformes; Tetranychidae. Gene Ontology annotation, molecular function: RNA binding. The transcript has 2 exons. Gene Ontology annotation, cellular component: nucleoplasm. The coding region runs from base 223 to 1248 and encodes 341 amino acids. Gene Ontology annotation, biological process: regulation of gene expression. The record is from RefSeq and is a predicted model, not a curated record.